UGCACUUGCAGCGCAGAUUAACUGCAAAGAUUAAGCAAAUUAACCGGGACGGUGCCUCCAGAAAUAAACUGUUGCUGUGCAGUUAGUUUGACAGCAGUCAUUAUGUACACUAGAACACGGAAUAACAUUUCAUGGAUACUUUCAAAAUGCUCGGGAAUUUCAUGAUGCCAAUCCAAUCAGCAAUGAUGAAUGAGACACAGAUUGGGAGGAUCCUCCCUGACCAGUCAUCGGGCAGUGGGCACACCUUUGGCACCCCACGCCACUCAAGGAUCAUCGAUCCUAUCUUAUCGAAGAGAGUCUGCUUCUACAAAAGUGGAGAUUCUCAGUUCAAUGGCUUGCGCAUGGUCAUCAACAAUCGCACCUUUAAAACAUUUGAUGCGCUCCUGGACAGUCUUUCUAAAAAGGUUCCCCUGCCGUUUGGGGUGAGGAACAUCACCACUCCCCGGGGGGUUCAUGCAGUCCAUACUUUGGAUGAACUGGUGGAUGGAAAAUCUUACAUCUGCUCCGACAGCCGUAAGGUAAAACCGAUCAACCUAGCACUGGCCAGGAAGAAGCUCCCGCCCUGGUACAACGCCAGGCCUAUUAGCUCCCGUCGUCGGACCGUGCAGCAGGCCAGGUCUUUCCCUGGCCAGAACAUUUUUGUGCGCACACCAAAGAAGCUACUGGUUUUUCGCAAUGGUGACCCCACGGUAAAACACACUGUGGUGCUUCACAAGAGGACUACACUCACUUUUGAGUCUAUCUUGGAACAUAUUUCAGAGCUGAUCCAAUUCCAGGUGGUGAAAUUACACACAGUGGAUGGCAGACGUGUGGAUAGUCUUCCAGGCUUGAUAUUAUGCUCUGGGACAGUUGUGGCUAUGGGCAGGGAGCCAUUCAGGCAUGCAAACUACAAUGCACAGAAAUCAACAGCUACAACAAUGCAGCCGACCAAACAAAUGGGUCACAGAAGACUAAAGGCAUUAAAACGUUGCCUGUCAACAGAUCAAGUACCCAGAGCAUUACUGUAAUCUUGUUUUAAAACUCUUAAAAGAGAUCCCACGUCCCCGCAGAUGUCAAGCAACAAGGCCAAUCCCCACUGCACUGAAUGAACGGAUCAGUUUGUGGUCGCAUCUCAGGUCAGGGAUAACGUUCAGGUGUGCAAAUGGUAGAAAUUGUCAGCAAAUACUAAAUACUAGAUUUAAUGUCCUAUUGGUUGUCUAAACUGUAAAUAAGACGUCAUUGUUCUUUACUAAGUGACCAUAGCUUUAUGCAUAUGUACGAUAAAUUGACCUUUAUAAUUAGGAUAGGUGGUUUUAUGGUUUCAAUGUGGCAGCUGUGACAAUUUUGUGUCUUUAAAUUGACGUGGAGGAAUAAAAUGUGUAUUU
Etheostoma spectabile (orangethroat darter) is the source of this 1364-nucleotide messenger RNA. Its product is annotated as oxygen-regulated protein 1. The coding region runs from base 132 to 1007 and encodes 291 amino acids. NCBI's taxonomy places the organism in Eukaryota, Metazoa, Chordata, Actinopteri, Perciformes, Percidae. Gene Ontology annotation, cellular component: axoneme. Gene Ontology annotation, biological process: axoneme assembly; retina development in camera-type eye; intracellular signal transduction. The transcript is spliced from 4 exons. The record is from RefSeq and is a predicted model, not a curated record.